CUGUUUUUCUUUCAUUUUGAUUGCAGUGUCCGACCGUGAGAAGAAUCUCCUGGUGUACAUGUAUCAGCCUGAAGCGAGGGAGAGUUACGGAGGGACUCGCCUGCUGCGGAGAGCUGACUUCAACGUGGGCGCUCACGUCAACGCCUUCUGGCGAACUCCGUGCCGCGGCAUCAUGGACGGCUCCAAUAAGAAGAACCUGGCGUGGGAGAACAAGCACAUCACCUGGUUCGCCACUCUGGACGGCGGGGUCGGGCUCCUGUUACCGAUGCAAGAGAAAACCUAUCGACGUCUUCUGAUGUUGCAGAACGCUCUGAUCACCAUGAUCCCUCACCACGCUGGCCUCAAUCCUAAGGCCUUCAGGAUGUUGCACUGUGACCGACGGGCCUUGCAGAACGCCGUACGGAACAUCCUGGACGGUGAGCUGCUCAACAAGUUCCUGUACCUCAGCACCAUGGAGCGCAGCGAGCUGGCCAAGAAGAUCGGCACAACGCCGGAUAUGAUCUUGGAAGAUGUGCUGGAGAUUGAUCGGGUCACUGGCCACUUCUGAUGCGGGCCAGACAGAAGAUCGAGGGACUUUGCGGGUCGUUUUAAACCUUGCAACAGUGCCUGUGCUCUCUAAUGUUCAGCAAGUGGACUUGAGAGGUAACGCUGGAGACUGAAGGUUCUGUCUGUUGUGACUGAACACUGAGCCACAGAUGGUCUGGGGCAGAUUUUAGGACGUGAUUUGUUAAUAUGGGUUAGAUUGAAUGCAUUUGUAUGUUUUUCACAUUUAAAAUAUUUUGUAUUGCAAAAUGGAAAAAAAAUGUUGUUUUUUAAUCUGG
Amblyraja radiata (thorny skate) is the source of this 821-nucleotide messenger RNA. It is a transcript of the gene cpsf1, whose product is annotated as cleavage and polyadenylation specific factor 1. Gene Ontology annotation, molecular function: protein binding; nucleic acid binding. The transcript is spliced from 5 exons. Gene Ontology annotation, cellular component: nucleus. The record is from RefSeq and is a predicted model, not a curated record. NCBI's taxonomy places the organism in Eukaryota, Metazoa, Chordata, Chondrichthyes, Rajiformes, Rajidae. The coding region runs from base 59 to 547 and encodes 162 amino acids.